GAGUUCGGCGCAUGCGCUCUAGCAUGUAAAUAACAGCCGCAUCGGUGGUUUGUAUGGUAUCGCACAGGCUCGUCAAAUACACGAACAACCGGCUUGUAUUUACAGAGGACGUUAUUAUAUCUGCUACGUUCAUGAAAGUACGUCUGGAAGAAGAAUACAGAGUUAAAUCAGUGGAAUAGAUCGCAUGAAUUUACAGCUAGCGAAGUGUCAGUUAGCACACAGCUAUGAUAGAGACUAGCCGGAGGUGUUUGAGUUUGACACAUUUAAUACUGUACUAUUAAUUCAAUACACUAUUCAAUUAUUUUCUUACUUUUGUUUUAUAACCAACAAUUCAUGAAACGGUUUUCAGUUAGACAGGUAUGAGAGUAUUUAGUGUGUAAUUGUGUUGUGCUGUUAGCAGAGGUGUGGUGAUGUGUUGAGUGUAGCAUGACACAGCAGCUGUUGAUCAGAGCCACAGCUGAUCCAGGAGCGAAUGCUGCUCGAUAACACACUCAAACAUUCAACAUCAGUACUGUCUGCUCCAGCGAUGCUAACAGAGAAGAGGAAGCGUCAGCGCACUGAAGGUGAUGGCGAAAGCGCUCAGAUGCCUCAGGCCAAGCGACAGAGUUCAGCUCUCCAGAGCUCAGAGACGGCUAGAGAAUCAUGGGAGUCUGAGUCUUCCAGCAGCGAGGGCAGUUGUGUCAGCAGUCCAGAUCACGCCGCAGGGAGCAGCAGCAGUAGUCACUGUGGAGUGGACGUUAUUGGGCCCCACAGCUGCCACGACCCCUGCAGUCCCCACAGUGCCUCCAAGCAGCCGGACCCCGUGGACCCGCUGUCCUACCAGCACAUCAACCGUGUCCUGAAGGAAGCCCAUUUCCACAGCUUACAGAGCCGGGCUCCGUCCAAGCACAGAUCUCUCUGCUAGAGCUCAUCUUAUCUUGAUAUUUAAUUGGAUGGAAAACAUGCCCUGGUACUGUAAGCUCUUCGACUAACUAGAGCACAACAGUGAUUUUUGUAAGCAAUAACAGCUUGACUACGAUGCAAACUUUUGUGACUUCCACACUGUGUAUUCUUCUUCUGAAAACAGCUGGAUUGAGAGUGAUGAGGGGGGGUUUGCACUUGGGAAUGGGUUGAUCAGAUAUUGACGUGGACCAUAUAGCAAUUCAGCCGAGCACGUUUAGAUGGGAGGCUUUAACAUGCCAAAAUAUCCCAAUGCACUUCUGAUUGGUGAACUCCAUCGCAGUGCCGUAACUAAUGCAUAAAGCAGCCAGUCGAUUUCAUCAUAUCAAAGACUGCGCUGGUGGCAUCAGGUGUAAUCUUGACACGACCAUCACUGAAGCUGGUUGCUCAUCCAAGCAUCACGCCUUCGACACCCUGCAGAGGUUUGCUUGUGUGCCGUUCAAAUGCUAGAUUUGAAAGAUCUGUUGUUUAUUUUACUAUACCUUUUUGUAUGGAAAGAUGUACAUUACAGUUUACAUUCAGAUCAUCUACAUUUCUAAAUAAAGAUGUGUGUUCUUAAGCAAA
Molecule: messenger RNA, 1503 nt
Organism: Carassius gibelio (silver crucian carp)
Lineage: Eukaryota; Metazoa; Chordata; Actinopteri; Cypriniformes; Cyprinidae
Product: protein FAM104A
Exons: 4
Coding region: 473-904 (143 amino acids)
Source: RefSeq, a predicted model, not a curated record